GUGGGAAUAAAAGCUACAUGUUAAUUCAUUUUAAUGUAAUUAAAAGCUUUCGAAAUACUGCUUGCCUUGCAUUACCAACAUCUGUAUCUGCAAUGAGAACAUAAUGAAGGUCAAUCAUUCCGUCCUAGACAAUGGCUGCUGCCAUGAGGAUUAGGGUAGCGAAUGUUGCAAGAAACUAUGUACAAACGCUACUAUUACAAUCUCAUACGAUGAAAACUAAGCAUAAAGUUUGUUUCCACAACUCAUCCUUCUUAUAUGCUGUUGGUCAAGAACUUAAAAUGCCAUCACUUUCACCAACGAUGUCAGACGGAACCAUUGUAAAAUGGUUAAAAAAAGAAGGGGAUCCCAUUGUUCCAGGAGAUGUGUUAUGUGAUAUACAAACAGACAAAGCAGUUGUUUCAUUUGAAACUGAAGAAGAGGGAGUUCUUGCAAAAAUUUUGGUUCGAGAGGAUGCUAAAGAUAUAAAAGUAGGAACUGUUAUAGCACUCAUGGUGGCUGAGGGUGAAGACUGGAGGUCUGUCGAAGUCCCCAAAUCAUCUGAUGCGUCGUCUUUAGCGCCACCACGACCGCCGUCAGAACCGGCAUCGAAACCAGGAUCUGGGGUUACAGGGCAAGAAGUGAAAAUGCCGUCACUCUCGCCAACAAUGUCUGAAGGCACUAUUUUAAAAUGGCUGAAAAAUGAGGGUGAUCCAGUUGCCCCCGGAGACGUGCUAUGCGACAUACAGACCGAUAAGGCAGUUAUGUCAUUUGAGACUGAAGAAGAAGGUGUACUUGCUAAGAUUUUGGUUCAAGAAGACGUGAGAGAUGUAAAAGUAGGCGCGCUAAUCGCUCUCAUGGUGGCACCAGGAGAAGAUUGGAAGAAUGUUGAGAUUCCUUCAUCUGCCGCGCCACUGCCAUCUGCGCCGUCACCUCCAUCGGCAUCAAAGUCAGGUCAUAAGUUUGAGAUGCCAUUUGCACAUAAAAUUUUGGCGAAACGCCAGGUAGAAAGCAGAGCCAAACAAACCGAGCGCUUGACUCCGCCCCCUAGCUCCUUGGGCCUGGGUCCAAACAAGAGUACCGGUCCCAGGCAGGUGACUUCUCAGAAAUUGCUGUUUUUUGUGAAUAUCAGUUUGAACGUUGUUAAUUUCUUGUUGUACAGGAUUUUAGGACCUGCAGUUCGCGUGCUGUUGGAACGCUAUCACUUGCAAUCCAGCCGCGUAACUGCUACUGGCCAUAAAGGGAAACUUCUUAAAGGAGAUGUACUGAAAUAUAUUGCAGACAAUAAACUUAAACCAAAAGCGCCAAAGGAAGUUCCUCUACCAGCAGUGCCAAAAGCAGCAGCAGCAGCAGCAGCGAAGCCUCCAAAACCAAGUGUCCGAAGGCAAGACGGGGAUGGAUACACUGACAUCGAGUUAACUGGAAUAAGGAGAACAAUCGCAAAGAGGCUCACCGAGUCCAAGACAACCAUACCACAUGCAUACGGAGUUUCUGAUUGUACAAUUGAUAAACUUAUCGCUUUGAGGAAACAGCUGAAGGAAGAUGGAAUAAAAUUAUCAGUCAAUGACUUUGUGAUCAAAGCAGUUGCAUUGGCCCUACAACAGUGUCCUCAAGUCAAUGCCCUUUAUAAGGGGGAACAGGUAGUACAUCCAGCCGAUAUUGACGUUUCUGUGGCAGUAGCUACAGAGAAUGGGCUCAUAACGCCCAUCGUGAAAGCAGCUGAUGCAAAGGGUCUUGAAGAGAUUUCAGCAACAGUUCAGGAUUUAGCUAAGAAGGCCCGAGACGGAAAAUUACAACCUCAUGAAUUUCAAGGCGGCACUUUUACGGUGUCAAACCUCGGAAUGUAUGGUGUGGAUGAGUUCAGUGCCAUUAUAAACCCACCACAGUGUGGGAUUUUAGCAGUUGGAGGAAGUCGGCUUGUUCUAGAUGAAGAGAGAAACCCUGUUACAAAGAUGAAAAUCACAUUGUCAUAUGACGGUCGAGCAGUAGAUGAAGAAAUAGCCUCUGAAUUCUUAGGAGUUGUUCGAGAAAUGUUGGAAGAUCCAUCAGCGAUGCUUCUAGGUGGACGAGGUUUACGAGACAAGCUUGGUCUCUAGACACAAGUACACCCUUUUCAUUAUGGUACUUGUGUUUGGGUACCAUUUUAUUAGUAUUUGCAGAAAUGGGAUUUUUAUAGUAACUUAUAAAUGUUAAUAGUACAUUGAGUUUUCCAUAAACUUUUUACCAUCGACGUGUGUGAAAUAUAGCUCAAAAUCUGUGAAGACUUGAAGCAUUAAAGUAAGUAAUGAAGGAAGUUUGAGCACCAGUAUGUAUAGCGUUAUGUAAUGACAUAAUUUGCUAGUCACUUUGCUUUAAUGUGCUCAGAACUUCAGGUUAUAUUACUUUAACUGUAACUACUGAUCAUGAGAUCUAAAAUGUUAUUUUAAAUGGUGCGAGCAUCAUCAUUCCCCCUUAAAUUAUAUCACCUUUUUAAAAAAUCAAGAUUCAGUUGCAUUUAUGGCUGAAAUAAAAUAAUGUACAGUUCACAAAAAUGUUGAAUAAAUGUAAAUACAUUAUUACAAA
Zootermopsis nevadensis is the source of this 2538-nucleotide messenger RNA. The record is from RefSeq and is a predicted model, not a curated record. Lineage: Eukaryota; Metazoa; Arthropoda; Insecta; Blattodea; Termopsidae.